Mugil cephalus (flathead mullet) is the source of this 1781-nucleotide messenger RNA. RefSeq names its product myelin-oligodendrocyte glycoprotein-like. Bases 83 to 802 code for a protein of 239 amino acids. NCBI's taxonomy places the organism in Eukaryota, Metazoa, Chordata, Actinopteri, Mugiliformes, Mugilidae. Gene Ontology annotation, biological process: cell surface receptor signaling pathway; positive regulation of T cell proliferation; immune response. The record is from RefSeq and is a predicted model, not a curated record. Gene Ontology annotation, cellular component: external side of plasma membrane. The transcript is spliced from 4 exons.
CACCAGCCUUAAGGAAACUAAGUUUCUUUCUUCUCUAUGUUUCAGUCCGCUGCUUCAUCAUGAUACUUUUAUUAAAUAUAACAUGAGGAUGACCAGGAUAAACUGCUUUGUGUCUCUGGUGACUUUCCUGUGGAUGAUGAUUCUUGUCAGAGCAGAUACUGACGUGUCCUGUGUUGUCGGGGAGAGCUGCAUCUUACCGUGCAGUUUCCAGAAAGACCCUAAAGUAGUCAUCCGUUGGAUUAAGCGGACGGAAGAACACCCUCGUGUUCACUCAUUUUCCAAGAAUCAGGACCAGCUUGAAAACCAGGACCAGGACUUCAGAGGCAGGACGUCACUGUUCAAGGAUCAGAUCUCCAGAGGAAACGCCUCACUGCUGCUGACAGGAGUCAAGUCUGAGGACUGGGGACAAUACCAGUGUUACACAAGGACAACCAGUGGAAGUGAGAGGUCAAUCAUCAACGUGAAAGUCAAAGAUAAUUCAAUCCCAAUUGGAAGCAUCGUAGGUGUUGUGGUUGGAGGACUAUUUGUAGUAGCAGCAGUCACACUCAUAUGCUCAUGGAUAUACAUAUGCAUACACACAUUCAUAUACUUUCCCCUACGCAUAUAUUAUCUACAGAAAAGGUUGAAAAGAACACAUAACACACGUGAACCCCGAACAGUCCGAUACGUGAGUAAAUGUAUAAAAUUCUCUGCUGCUCUGAAUGAACCACACUACAUAAGUUACCAUGUUAAAGGAGAAUAUUGUUGCCAUGAAGUUACAACUAAUGUUCUAACAUGUGUUUCCUCCAGUGAUUUUAUCUAAUUAUCUGCUGUAGUUUAUUUAGUGAAUGAAUGAAUCAGUUUAACUCCAGCUUUCAAUGAACCACUGUCUCAGCUACAAAGAUGAUUUGAGUCACAGUGUGAGAGUCAGACUGACUGGAAGCAGAGUUCAACUGCAUCCAUGAUAUGAAAACACUCAACUCACUGAAAUGAAGAGAAAACUGAAAAUCACAUGAAGGAAUCAUGAUUGAUGAGAUGGUUUCAUUUCAUCUGUACACGUUGGUCUUUAUCAUCAAUAUUUGUUUUUGAUGCUGAUAUUUUUCCAUUUUCAUUUACCAGAUUCCUGGAACAUCUGAACCAUCAUCUCCUCCAAAUGGUGAAAAUCAACAACAAGACAACAACAGUCAUCUGCUUGAGUCACAUGAAGAGUGAAGUGACUCUGAUCACACUGAUCUGUCCUGUGAUCAAUGAAGGACAUUUUACACAACGAGUCUCUACACUUCACUAAUUCCUACUGCUUCCAAGUUUGCUCCCUGUAAUGACUGAGGCUACUUCAUCAGAUCUAAGGCAACUAGUCAGUGAGGUAACAGCUGCUGCAGCUACAGAUGUUGAGCAGAGGAGCUGGAUGGACUGAGCUUUAAUGUCUGUGUGCUUUUAAUUAUUUAACUGUUUAACUACCACAGUCCAUCUUUAUUCUAGACGUUUUUAACACGUAUCCAAAUGAAGUUUAAAUUCAGGUCCUCUUGUUUAACAGGAGUUUGUUGUAGAUGUUUUGAGUUGUUUAUAGUUUAUCUGAUCUUAAUGUCUACAGAAUUUAAUCUUUUAUUUAAGGCUCAAUAAAUAUAAAAAUAUAAAUGUAAAUUCAUCCUGUAAGAAUACAGUUUUCAUUCUGUUUCAUUGUUUUAUCAAUGUUGUUUUCAACUUUCUGUACACCAGGGGGCACUAAACAACAAGUGAGACGAUGAUUUUAGUUCUUUGUCCGUGCAGCUGCUUCUAAAUGAACCACAGAGUAAGGCUCGGAG